This is a messenger RNA of Effrenium voratum, 384 nucleotides long. Lineage: Eukaryota; Dinophyceae; Suessiales; Symbiodiniaceae. The record is from the annotation of a GenBank genome assembly.
AUGGGCUUCAACCGCGGGAACACCGUCCUCGCACUGGGACCUGAGAAGUACCGUCCAACGAAGACGCACUUCUGGAAGGGCACGGAGGAGCUCGAGCGCUUUCCGCCCAGCUAUGCCGACCAAGACAACGUUUUCGAGGAAUACCUUGGCAACCACUCCCUGGCUCCUUCCCGUCACCAGCUGGCGCUGCGAAACUCGUCAGGGCUUAUGGAGCUUCAUUACGAGACCAUGAGGAAGAAGGCCAAGGAGCGUGCCGCCCACCCCGUGCAGAAGAAGCUCCCCAGCAUGGAUCGAGCCUUCACCGCGUGCGCUGGCUACAGCGGGCUCAUCCCUGGCAAGAUCUCCGGCAACAUUGCGCGGCCCUUGGGGGCCUCCGCCGUAUGA